Cavenderia fasciculata is the source of this 378-nucleotide messenger RNA. RefSeq lists its product as uncharacterized. The transcript has 2 exons. The coding region runs from base 1 to 378 and encodes 125 amino acids. The record is from RefSeq and is a predicted model, not a curated record. NCBI's taxonomy places the organism in Eukaryota, Evosea, Eumycetozoa, Acytosteliales, Cavenderiaceae.
AUGUCAGCUAGAUUCCUAUCUGUCUUUAGGAAUACGGUAGAUCUGGAAUUCGAACAUUGGGGUUCAUUUAGAGAAGCGUUCCUCACCGUCUUUGCAUCCGGUUCCACUGACCUUGCCGUGAUGAACCGUGUGCUCACACAAUUCCGUUAUGAUACCAAGUGGACGGUCUCGUCAUUUACAAAUGCUUUCACCAUCAUUGCUGGUCGUGUUUACGAAAAUAAUGACAAUCGAAGUUUUGUACUGGCGUACAAAAAUGAAUUUUACAAUAUCAAGACCAUCAAUAAAGAAUUACAAGAAAGAACCACGGAUUUUGUUCAAAUGAGAUCCGUCGCUAUCUCUCUUAAUAGUAAUAAUGACUUUAGAUUAGAUUGUAAAUGA